GAUCCUUCUCCGCAUGUGCGGAAGCUCAGCUGUGGCUCAAUUGGUUGAAAACGCGCAGUGCUACAGUGAUGGCGGCGCUCGGAACUGUAAGGGGUAGUAGCAGUUGGUUUUCGGCUUUGGCGCUCGGGGUGACUCUUCUCAAAUGCCUUCUCAUUCCCACCUACCAUUCUACAGAUUUUGAAGUACACCGAAACUGGCUUGCUAUUACUCACAGUUUGCCAUUAUCACAAUGGUAUUAUGAGGCAACCUCAGAGUGGACCUUGGAUUACCCACCUUUUUUUGCAUGGUUUGAAUACGUCCUGUCUCAUGUUGCCAAAUAUUUUGAUCAAGAGAUGCUUAAAGUCCAUAAUCUGAACUACUUCAACUCAAGGACCUUACUUUUCCAGAGAUUUUCUGUCAUCUUUACAGAUGUUCUCUUUGUGUAUGCUGUCCACGAGUGCUGUAAAUGCAUUGAUGGAAGAAAAGCAAGUAAAGAACUUACAGAAAAGCCAAAGUUCAUUCUGUCUGUGUUGCUGCUGUGGAACUUCGGGUUGUUGAUUGUGGACCAUAUUCAUUUUCAGUACAAUGGAUUUUUAUCUGGAAUAAUGCUACUCUCCAUUGCACGGUUAUUUCAGAAAAGGCAUAUGGAAGGAGCAUUUCUCUUUGCUGUUCUCCUACAUUUCAAGCACAUCUACAUCUAUGUAGCACCAGCUUAUGGUAUAUAUCUGCUACGAUCUUACUGUUUUACUGCAAGCAAACCAGAUGGGUCUGUCCGAUGGAACAGUUUCAGCUUCAUUCGUGUUUUUUCCCUGGGACUGAUUGUUUUCCUAGUUUCUGCACUUUCAUUGGGUCCUUUCUUAGCUUUGAACCAGCUGCCUCAAGUCUUUUCCCGACUCUUUCCUUUCAAGAGGGGCCUCUGCCAUGCGUACUGGGCUCCAAACUUCUGGGCUUUGUACAAUGCUGUGGACAAAGUGCUAUCCAUCAUUGGUUUGGAACUGAAACUUCUUGAUCCCAACAAGAUCCCCAAGGCCUCGAUGACAAGUGGUUUGGUUCAGCAGUUUGAACACACAGUCCUUCCCUCAGUGACUCCCUGGGCAACAUUCAUCUGCACUCUGAUUGCCAUAUCGCCCUCUGUUUUCUGUCUCUGGUUUAAACCCCAAGGGCCCAGAGGGUUUCUGCGAUGUCUGAUUCUUUGUGCCUUGAGCUCCUUCAUGUUUGGGUGGCAUGUUCAUGAAAAAGCCAUUCUUCUUGCAAUUCUCCCAAUGAGCCUUUUGUCUGUGGAAAAAGCAGGAGAUGCUUCAAUCUUUCUGAUUCUGACCACAACAGGACAUUAUUCUCUCUUCCCUCUGCUCUUCACAACACCAGAACUUCCCAUUAAAAUCUUACUCAUGUUACUAUUCACCAUCUAUAGUAUUUCUUCACUGAUGACGCUAUUCAGAAAAGAAAAACCUCUUUUUAAUUGGAUGGAAACUUUCUACCUCCUUGGCCUGGGACCUUUAGAAGUCUGCUGUGAAUUUGUGUUCCCUUUUACCUCCUGGAAGCUGACAUACCCCUUCAUCCCUUUGUUACUGACCUCAGUGUACUGUGCAGUGGGUGUCAUAUAUGCUUGGUUUAGACUGUAUGUUUCGAUGUUGACUGGCCCUCCUGUUGGCAAGACAAAGAAGCAAUGAAUAAAGGAACUGCUUGGAUGUA
Molecule: messenger RNA, 1671 nt
Organism: Heterocephalus glaber (naked mole-rat)
Lineage: Eukaryota; Metazoa; Chordata; Mammalia; Rodentia; Bathyergidae
Gene: Alg8
Product: ALG8 alpha-1,3-glucosyltransferase
Biological process (GO): protein N-linked glycosylation; dolichol-linked oligosaccharide biosynthetic process
Cellular component (GO): endoplasmic reticulum membrane
Molecular function (GO): dolichyl pyrophosphate Glc1Man9GlcNAc2 alpha-1,3-glucosyltransferase activity
Source: RefSeq, a predicted model, not a curated record